AUGGCUGAACACGACAGAGUGACAACAGAUACUUCCUCGUAUCCUGGCAUCUCGGUGAUUGCAAUCAAUCGCCCUGAUAGGAAGAAUGCCGUCGACCCCUUGACUGCGAAGGCGCUCUACGAAGCCAUUCUUGUCUUUGAGGAUGACCCAAAACAAAAAGCAGACAGCGACACACCCAGCGACAACCUCCAACCUAUCAACGGCCGCAACUUGGGGCCAAUGGGUCCCUCCAGACUCUUAAUUAAGAAGCCAGUCAUAUGUGCUAUAUCUGGAUACGCUGUCGCAGGAGGCCUAGAGUUGAGCCUACUCGCGGAUAUGCGCGUGGUUGAAGAAGACGCAGUCUUCGGGGUCUUUUGUCGACGCUGGGGUGUGCCUCUGAUUGAUGGAGGAACUGUCCGGCUGCAAGCUAUUGUCGGGCUUGGUCGUGCUUUGGAUAUGAUAUUGACCGGUCGGCCUGUGAGCGCCCAGGAAGCGCUGACCAUGGGACUGGCAAGCCGGGUGGUUCCUAAAGGAGAAUCAUUAAAGGAAGCUAUUGGGAUAGCAAGACAGCUCAUCACGUUCCCUGAGCUGUGUCUCAACACAGAUCGCCAGUCAUGCUACUACAGUGCGUAUGAGGCAUCCUCGUUCCAGGAUGCGAUGUCCCAGGAGUUCAAUGCUGGGAGCAAGGUGAUUUCGCAGGAAGCCAUCGCAGGUGCAGCGAAGUUCAGCAAGGGCUCAGGGCGGCAUGGCAGCUUCAAGGAUCACAGCAAGCUGUGA
This is a messenger RNA of Penicillium samsonianum, 756 nucleotides long. RefSeq names its product enoyl-CoA hydratase/isomerase family protein. NCBI's taxonomy places the organism in Eukaryota, Fungi, Ascomycota, Eurotiomycetes, Eurotiales, Aspergillaceae. The record is from RefSeq and is a predicted model, not a curated record. Bases 1 to 756 code for a protein of 251 amino acids. The transcript has 2 exons.